Messenger RNA from Pseudonaja textilis, 790 nucleotides. NCBI's taxonomy places the organism in Eukaryota, Metazoa, Chordata, Lepidosauria, Squamata, Elapidae. The record is from RefSeq and is a predicted model, not a curated record.
GAAGCGAAUUUCUGCUGCUCUUUGCUUCUGUUCCUGCUUCUGUGGCUUUUUUCUUCUGCCUGGAUGGGAGAGAAUAAGAAAUAUACAUAGAAAAAGGGGUGUAUCGUUGUCUGCUCCGCUCUGCCAAAUUUGCAGUAAUCGACUAUAGUCAUUGGAAGAACACACGAAUGUGCACGCAUACUGUUCUAUUUGGCAUCGUCUGACCUCUGUUUUAUCUGACCGGAAACAAAAGACAUGGCCGUGGCUUCCCUAAUUUGCCCUGAAACCAUAAGCAGGGUGAGCUCUGUUCUCAACCGAGAGGUGAAGCAAUUUGGAAAGAAGUACAUGUUUGACAGAAAUGAGGAAACUAGUUGGAACUCAGACCAGGGUGCCAUCCAGUGGCUGACAAUGGAAUUUCCUCAGACUGUCCAGGCGUCUCAAAUUCAGAUUCAGUUCCAGGGGGGCUUUGCAAGCCAAAAAUUAAUUCUGCAAGGUGGCCGGAAAGGAGCUGCUCUCUCGACUGUUGCUGAAUUCUACCCUGAAGAUAACAAUUCUCUCCAGAGCUUCCCGUUCAAAGCAGAACCGCUGGAUAAACUGAAAAUAACUUUUCAAAACAGCUCGGAUUUCUUUGGACGAAUUAUCGUCUACCACCUUGACAUCCUUGGGCAGAAACUUUGAUAGAGAAGGAGCGAGAAGCUGAAGGAUUUGUGAAGCCGGUGGACUGGCCUGAACCCCUGUCAGAAAUGGUGUAGGGCGGAGGGUUGGACUAGAUGACCUACAAGGUCCCUUCCAACUCUGAUUAUCUGUUAAA